GGGGCGAAUGAAAUGAAAAUUUAGUCGACUGUAUGAGUAUUACGAAGAGAGAGAUGGAGAUUCGCCGAUGAUCUAUUCAUGAAGUUAGUUCCAUAGAGCCGAGUUAAUGAGUGUUUUGAAUCGAUAGUUGAUCUGAAUAUGUAGAGAUCUGUUCGCGUUGCCAUGGUGUCCACUACGACCGGUAAAGAAGAAGCCUGCGCGAAUAGGAUAAAUGAAAAAGAUGGCCGAUUUUUGAAAUUCGUUCGACGAACGAAUCCUUAUUUUUUACUCGUCGUGUUCGUAUUAGGAAUCUUUCUUUUAAUAUUUGGAAUAAUAAUUUGCAUAUUUUGGCGAGAUGUUUUCAUUCAAGAAAUUUCCAAAAAACUACAAUUAUCAAAUGAUUCUCAGACCACUAAAUUAUGGUUAUCUCAAAAAGUGCCGCAAUAUUUGAAAGUUUACAUGUUCAAUUGGACUAAUCCAGACGAAACGUUGGCGGGUAGUGAGAUUCCUCGGUUUACCGAAUGUGGACCUUACGUAUUCCGAGCUCGAGUAUUCAAAGAAGAUGUAGUAUUUAAUGAUAAUUUUACGGUUUCGUAUUUGCAAAGAAGAAGGUGGGAUUUUAUGCCUGAGAAGUCGAACGGAUCUCUUACGGAUCAAAUUACUUCGAUCAAUGUAGUUGCUGUGGCACUAGCGUAUCAAUUGAAGCACAUGUCAUCCCGCAUGGUAGUAGACGUUAUUAAUAAUGCCAUGAACAUGCGAAAAAUACCUUUGGUUGUAACCGAAUCGGUUGAAAAUCAGCUUUUUCUGGGCUACGACGACGGUAUUUUACCAGUAUUAAAACAAGUUGGCAACGUCGUCAAUCCCGAAGUACUCAAGACGCUUGGUAAUUGGAAGGAUUCGUGGACUGAUUUGAAGACUAUUUUAGGCUUCACCAAACAAGAACCAGCUAAAGACACCACAUCACUUUACGCACAACUCGUCGAUAAAUUACAUAAAUUAGACAAUAUCAAGGACAGAUUUGGUUGGUGGUAUCAGAAAAAUCUGACCGAAACUCAUCGUUUCAACGUGCACACCGGCGAAGACGAUGCUAAUCAGCUGGGAGACAUUCACUCGUGGGACAACAAAGACGUCUGCAGAGAUAACCAAAAAAUACACGGAUCAGUAGGUGAUCUAUGGCCAAUGAAAGGUGCACAAAGUGAACGAGUUCUUCUCUUCAUUCCAGAUAUGUGCAGUUCAUUUGAUCUCAUGAAUUCGGGACCUACUGUGGUCGAAGGUAUCGAAGGAGUUAAAUUCGUUGGAACUAAGGAAACAAUGGGUCCAUCGGUAGCAAGGGCACCGGGAACUUAUAUCGACACCGACUUGCUGACAGGACUACGAAACAUAACCAGUAUCGUGAAAGCUCCGGUGUUUAUAUCUUUUCCACAUUUCUACGAGGCUAACGAAGAAUACAGACUGGGUGUUUCCGGUAUGAAGCCAGAUAAAGAAAAACACGAGUUGUGGUUGGUCUUACAAAAAGAUGCUAGUAUCGUGUUACAAGGCAAAGGUAGAAUACAGGUUAACAUUAUGCUGGAACCAUCGCCCAGAAUCGAUCUCACUUCAAAACUGCCCACAGUUCUUUUCCCCACAAUUUGGUUCGAACAAACGGGAGAAAUUCCGCCAGAUGUGAUGGACCAGUUGAAAUUAGCUUUCAUUACGGCGCCACGUAUAUUAAUCGGAACUGGCGUAGGAUGUUUAAUAAUUGCCAUAACGUUUCUAGUCACCGGAUUCGUACUCGUUUACGUACUCUAUAAGCCCGAACCGCGUAAAAAAGUCGUCACGUGCUUCAACGUAUUAGUAUUCAAAUCGAAAAAAAUCACGAUAACGGUUCAAAAACCUACGAAACCUGCUAAAUAAUCAAAUCAAAGAAUCAUUCGCGUAAUUCUCGCUCAAUCUUCGUAAUAAUGAACGUCGAACGAAUCGUGUUUACUUAUACUAGAGCUAAUCAAGUGUCGCAAGAUGGAUAACUAGUUGAAUAAAUACGAGAUGUCAAUGGGAUUACUUUGGAAUCACCGACAGUGACCAACGAAAUGAACGAUUAUGAUAUCAACAAAGCAGCCGAAAUCGUCCGAGAAAUGUUUCCGAGUAUUUUGACACGUUUCACGACCGGUUUUAUGAGAUGUCAAGACUGACUGACUUGAAAAAUAUGUAUCUACCUUACGAAAAAAGAAAAAAAAAUCAAAAUCAUAAAAAAAAUUAAUAAAGAAUGUACUAAUAAAAAAUAUGAAACAAAAUAUGUUUUUAAAGAAGUUUUUUUUUUGUAAUUUUUGUACAUAGUAUUACUCAAAAUCCAGUAUUUUGUUUAAUUAAUAAAAAAAUAAAACUUU
Molecule: messenger RNA, 2342 nt
Organism: Planococcus citri (citrus mealybug)
Lineage: Eukaryota; Metazoa; Arthropoda; Insecta; Hemiptera; Pseudococcidae
Product: protein croquemort-like
Exons: 12
Coding region: 163-1872 (569 amino acids)
Cellular component (GO): membrane; cytoplasm
Molecular function (GO): scavenger receptor activity
Source: RefSeq, a predicted model, not a curated record